Messenger RNA from Photinus pyralis (common eastern firefly), 532 nucleotides. RefSeq lists its product as uncharacterized. NCBI's taxonomy places the organism in Eukaryota, Metazoa, Arthropoda, Insecta, Coleoptera, Lampyridae. The coding region runs from base 17 to 502 and encodes 161 amino acids. The record is from RefSeq and is a predicted model, not a curated record. The transcript is spliced from 2 exons. Gene Ontology annotation, biological process: intracellular signal transduction; cell surface receptor protein tyrosine kinase signaling pathway.
GUAAGAUAAGAAAUAAAUGUGUUGGUGUUUCAAAGUGUUCUUUCGAGUAUUUGGCAACUUGGCCAACCGAAUAUUUAGUGAUUGCUUAGACGCAACUUACAAAAUGUGUUGUGUUUGCUUCUGUAUGAGGAAUAACAGCUUACAAAGUAGUAUUUACGAUAGUAAGCACGAGCGGAAGUUUGAAAUAACCGAAUCCUUCUACAAGCACGUGAAUAGAGAAACUGCCGAGGAACUCCUGCAGGGUAAACAAAAUGGCACCUUCAUUAUUCGCCCUUCAUCUCAGGAACCCAACAUAGGAAUCCUUUCACUAACGCAGGAUAAUAAAGUCUUUCAUCUUGUAAUACGACAAAGGACCGAUGCCCUAAUUGCCCUGGGACAAGAAAAAUUUAAUGAAAAAACUUUUAAAGAUUUAAACUCCUUAAUUAAUUAUUAUAUCAGUAAUUAUUUAAUUUUGUACUCGGAUGACGUUAAAAGCUACACUUUAUUACUGCCUUUUACUUGAAUGCAAUAAUUACAAAACAAUUACACUCUA